UAACAAGGUCGCCUGAGUGUGCGGCCCGUCACCACAGCAACAGUUGCCCAAGACAAGCUGUCCGUACAACGAAAAGGGACCCAGCUGUGUCCGCGUUGACCUCUAAACUGUGUUUAUUCUCGAAACCACGAUCUGCGAUAUUUGGAAGCUCACCGCAUCAAAGGCAGGUUAUACCUCAGGCAACCCGAGCCCUGUCAGAAACCCGAGAACAAUGUCACUCUAUCCGUCUCUGGAGGACAUGAAGGUGGACAAAUUCAUGCAGGAGAUUGCGCAGGCGCAAAGUGAUGUGUCCGCGAGCCCCUCCAGGGCUCUUGCUUUACCAGACCCAGACUCGGCCAAGGAGGAAAAAAAUAUAGGCUUUGAGGACACCGCAUCUGAGGGCCUAUAUCCAAGGUUGUACCCUCAGCUGAGUGAAUUUAUGGGCUUGAAUCUCAGUGAAGAAGCUCUACAACACGUCCUUGCUCUCCCCUCCUCUGGCCAGUGCAGUGAUGUUGUGAGUGUGGCGUCAUCUACCAGUAGUUCGUCCUGGGCGUGUGCUCCCAUUACUGGGGGUGACAUGGGGAUUCGUCGAGCAGAGAUCCGCCAGGGUGUGAGGGAAGUGGUGCUCUGCAAAGAUGGCGACGGAAAGAUUGGUCUCCGCCUGAAAGCCAUAGACAAUGGUGUUUUUGUGCAGCUGGUGCAGGCCAACACCCCGGCGGCGUUGGCAGGUCUGCGCUUUGGAGAUCAGGUGUUGCAGAUCAACGGCGAGUCCUGCGCCGGAUGGAACAGCGACAAAGCCCACAAAGUACUCAAGAACGCCAACGCGGAGAGGAUCACAAUCGCCGUCCGAGACCGGCCGCUGGAGCGAACAGUUACCCUACACAAGGACCUAAACGGGCAGUUAGGCUUCUUGUUUAAAAAGGGUCGCAUCACUGACAUAGUAAAGGACAGCUCUGCCGCCCGAAAUGGCAUCCUCACCGAUCAACAAAUUUGUGAGAUCAAUGGACAAAAUGUCAUCGGCCUUAAGGACUCUCAGGUCUCCGACAUCCUUAAUUCAUCUGGAAGGGUUGUCACGGUUACGAUGAUGCCAUUGGUCAUAUAUGAGCACAUGAUGAAAAGGAUGUCCACUAGCAUUGUGAAGUCGCUGAUGGACCACUCCAUUCCAGAGGUCUAAUGGCGCCCUGCUAAGAAGAGUUGCGUUUAGAUUCCACCAGAUGGCGCACACAGUUAAAAAUGUCACUCCUCCCUGUAUGAAAAGGUGAUGGACAACCUUGAUUCAAAAGCUGCAAGUUCAGUAUCCGCAUACAGCAUUUCCAAGCACCUGAAUCUACUGGUGCACUCAAUUUUCUAGGUAGAGAGAGUUGAUUCUACCGAUUGAGCUGUGGCGCUGCGCGCGAGUACACAUAUACGGGCAGCUUUGCCCAUGGGGACCCAGUUUCAAAUCCGCUCUUGGUCAUUUCCCAAUCCUUCCCCAUUACAUCCUCCCUCUCCCACCACUCUCCUGUCUGUCUUCACUACCCUAUUCAAAUAAAGAGAAAAGCCCAAAAUAUACUGUACUUAAAAAUAAGAAUCAGCUGAUACGGAAUGGAAACGGACGGUACUGUAUUGCUCUUUCUGAAAUCAGGUUGCCCAUCAUGUCUAGAGGGAGACCUUUGCUACUGUAUUAUGUAAAAUAGAGAGAGAGAGAGCACUGCGCAGUACUGAAAUCUUUCCUCUGAUCUUGAUUCCGAAGGUGGGCAAACUGUCUUGAGAAAGGUAUAAAAGUCCUGCCAUGUAUCCCCACUGGCUGUGCUCCUGUCACAGGUCAUUUUUACUAAAUUGUCUCUUCCAUUGGGAUGAAACGCUGUGCUGCUGGCUUCAGUGAAUUGGCAGGUACAAAUACGUGCUAAGAGAUCUACUCUCUAAACUCUAAGGCCUGCCUAUACAUUUUCCACAGUAUUUCUGUCAGUAUUUACUUGUCAAUUCCAUUAUGUUCUUAUAUUACAAAUUUCAGUUUUUCUUAUAUAUGGCACCACUGGCAACAACAUACAACUCAGGCUUUAUAAUGAGAUGCCCAUGUUAUUAAGUUAUUAUUCUGAAAAUAACUGAGGACUACAGACUCAUUCAUUCAAUGUGGAAAUUAAGGAUAAGAUCACUGUUAAUGUACAUGUAUGUUGCCACCAGAGGCCAUUUGGAACUAUCCAGGGAGACAUUGAUAAAUCUCAACAAAAAUACACUGUACAUGAGUUCAAAAAUCAUAAUGUGUGUUGAUCUGUAAACUUCAACUUUGCUGUUAAUAUUUUUUUUUCAUCAAUUGUAUGUUUUUUUUAGUCGUGCAUAUGUUUGUAGAUUUCCAAACCUGGUCCAAUUGUUGCCUAUCCUUCAAAUCUGUGCGCUUAACCACACUGAAAUAUAAUGUGUCCAAAGACAGCCCUAUUUCAAUACGUUGUUUUAUAAAUAAGAUCAUGCAAUUUAAAU
Engraulis encrasicolus (European anchovy) is the source of this 2436-nucleotide messenger RNA. RefSeq names its product syndecan binding protein (syntenin) (gene sdcbp). The record is from RefSeq and is a predicted model, not a curated record. The transcript has 9 exons. NCBI's taxonomy places the organism in Eukaryota, Metazoa, Chordata, Actinopteri, Clupeiformes, Engraulidae. Gene Ontology annotation, molecular function: protein binding. Bases 212 to 1153 code for a protein of 313 amino acids. Gene Ontology annotation, cellular component: cytoplasm; plasma membrane.